Molecule: messenger RNA, 3215 nt
Organism: Erpetoichthys calabaricus (reedfish)
Lineage: Eukaryota; Metazoa; Chordata; Cladistia; Polypteriformes; Polypteridae
Gene: gabra5
Product: gamma-aminobutyric acid type A receptor subunit alpha5
Exons: 10
Coding region: 226-1731 (501 amino acids)
Biological process (GO): nervous system process; signal transduction; monoatomic ion transmembrane transport
Cellular component (GO): dendrite membrane; synapse; neuron projection
Molecular function (GO): transmitter-gated monoatomic ion channel activity involved in regulation of postsynaptic membrane potential; benzodiazepine receptor activity; inhibitory extracellular ligand-gated monoatomic ion channel activity
Source: RefSeq, a predicted model, not a curated record
CUAUUCGUUUAAGUGCCUGGAUUAAUCGUGUGUGCGGCUCGUUCGGUACACUAACGCGAGUUAAGGCGGGUAACCCUGUGCCACACACCCCCACCCCGAGCUGUAGCGCAUCCACACUGGGGGAACGGAAGGCGAAAGCCUGGGUGGUUAUUAUUUCUCCACCAACUAGUGCCUAUGAAUAUCUGAUGGAGCGCGCGGAGGAUUGAGGCGAGAGCGUGAGGUGCGAUGUGCAUGGAAUGUUCAGCAAGUCAAUGCCGGGAGCUGAAGCAGCGCACCUAUCGGGGAGUUCGCGGAUGGGUGAUGCCGCUUAGGGAUCCUGCAAACAAGAGGACAGCUCUUUUAAGAAUGGACAAUGGGAUGCUUUUAUUUUUUACAAUGAAACCAACUCUGGCCUUUUUAAUUCUGCUCACCAUAUUUUGCCACCUUAGUUCAUCACAGAUGGCAGCAGGAACAGUAAAAGAAGAUACGAAUGACAAUAUUACCAUAUUCACUAGAAUCUUAGAUGGACUGCUAGAUGGCUAUGAUAACAGACUGCGCCCGGGACUUGGAGAGCGGAUUACAGAAGUAAAAACAAAUAUUUAUGUUACAAGUUUUGGCCCUGUGUCUGAUACUGAAAUGGAAUAUACUAUUGAUGUGUUUUUUCGUCAAAGUUGGAAAGAUGAACGUUUAAAAUUUAAAGGUCCAAUGCAACGUCUACCUUUGAAUAACCUGCUUGCCAGUAAAAUAUGGACUCCAGAUACCUUCUUUCUUAAUGGAAAGAAAUCAGUGGCUCAUAACAUGACUACUCCAAAUAAACUGCUCCGGUUGGAGGAUGAUGGGACCCUACUUUACACUAUGAGGCUCACUAUUUCUGCUGAAUGUCCUAUGCAACUCGAAGAUUUCCCAAUGGAUGCUCAUGCAUGCCCUCUGAAGUUUGGCAGCUAUGCCUAUCCUGAUUCUGAGGUUGUUUACACCUGGACCUCUGGUGCUGCCCAGUCUGUUGUUGUUUCUGAAGAUGGCUCACGGCUGAAUCAGUAUCAUUUAAUUGGACAAACAGUGGGGACAGAAAUCAUUCACACUAGCACAGGCCAGUAUACUGUAAUGACAGCACACUUUCAUCUGAAGAGAAAAAUUGGUUAUUUUGUAAUUCAGACCUACCUGCCUUGCAUUAUGACAGUUAUCUUAUCCCAGGUGUCCUUUUGGUUAAACCGGGAGUCUGUUCCUGCAAGAACAGUGUUUGGAGUGACAACAGUGCUGACAAUGACAACGUUAAGUAUCAGUGCCCGAAACUCAUUGCCUAAAGUAGCAUAUGCUACAGCUAUGGACUGGUUCAUAGCAGUUUGCUAUGCAUUUGUUUUCUCUGCUUUAAUAGAAUUUGCCACUGUAAACUAUUUCACCAAAAGAAGCUGGGCAUGGGAUGGUAAAAAAGCAUUAGAAGCCUAUCAACCUAAGAAAAAAGAUCCUUUGGCUCUAACAAAGAAGGCAAAUAAUGCCUAUGCGGUCGGAGUCAACUACACACCUAAUAUCACGAAGGACUCUGUCUUAUCCACAAUUUCCAACAGCACAACAGUACAAGUAAAGCCUACAGAAGGAAAACCACCGGAUGCUAAAAAAACCUACAACAGUGUUAGCAAGAUCGACAAAAUGUCUAGAAUAGUGUUUCCCGUUUUGUUUGGAACGUUCAACUUGGUAUACUGGGCAACUUACCUGAAUCGAGAACCAGUCAUAAAGGGGCCCCUUACUCCUAAAUGAAGUGCUGAAACAAAUUUUACAGUUAUCUGAACAUUAGCCAUAUUGUUAAGCAAAAGGGAUUGCUAUAUAAGAGGUAGCACUUAAGACUUGCAUAGACAGUGCACACACCUCAGGUUUGGAGAACUUUGUUUUUCUUGAUUUGCAUGUUCAAUGUUGCCAUGUUUGCCUUGACUAUUUAUAUUUCUACAGUAACUCCACUGUAAAGAAUGUUGCAUUUAUAUAAAGCAGAAGUGUUUCUAUCUUUUGAAAAUAGGAAUAAAGUGCUUUGUAAAUAAAACAAGAAAGCAUUUUGCAUUUCAUUGCCAUGUACUGUGUACCACUGAUAUGAAUGAAAUUAGAUUCUUAAACUUUGAUUACAUAUAACUAUAUAGCAUAUAACACUAAUACUGUACUAUAAAAUUCCUACUGAGAUUUGAUGCUAGUGAAAAUGCAAUUUCAGAAUGUAGAAACAAAUUGUUUUCAUUAUUCAUUCCAUAAACUAUUUAUCAUUUUAAAAUUAUUUAAAUUAGUCAUUGUAGAAAUAUCCCACCCUUUGCAAUUUGUUUUUGUAUAUUAGGUAAAUGCUAUCUCUCAGCAACAAUCAAAUUUCAAAGACUGGCGUAUUUAUUUAUGCGAACACCCAGGGAAAAAUGCAUUAGGUAAUAGUGUAGUAUUAGUAUAUCUCUAAUUUCAGGUUCUAAGCAGGACUGGUUAAUAAAAAGUCUACCAAAAAAGCAAUAUAAGCAUGAGGUUAUUUUUAUAUCAAGUGGACCUCCACAAUUUUUGUACUGUUGCUAUUUCAAUUUGUGAACUUAUCAUACAGGAACAACUUGCUUCAGUAUUGGUGUAGUUUAUGUUUUCAUUUUAUUGUUUUAUUUCUGUUGCUUAGAUAUUUCCUGUAUUGGUGAAAAUGCUUUCAAGUCGAUAACAGUUCUGUAUUGCUUAAUUAUUUUCUUUAAGUGAAAACUGUUUUCAUAACAAAAUUUGAAAGUUUGGAUAAUUUAAAUUAUUUCGACAAUUAAAAUGGCUGCAAACAUGUACUAACAAUGACUGACUAAAUUAUCUAUUGAGUGAUAUACAUGAAAAUGUAGUUUCAUGCAAUAACUGAGGCCACAGAAUGCAAAGUUACAAGUAUCUACUGCUUCUGCCUUAUACAGUCUUUGGCACCUUCAUGAAAAUUAGAUAGUAUAUUAAAAUUUUGGAAGUUGCAUUGUCAGUUUAAUUAACUAUAGAAUUAUUGCAGAGCUGUACUUUCAGCUGUUCAUUUGAAAUGUGAUGAACAGAUGAGUAGGUGUUUAAAAGGAUUAAGGAUUGCAGUGUGUUAUCCACUAGAUAUUUUAGAAACCAGUAGUGCAUAAUGAUUUAUCAGUGCGAGGUGAUGAAAUAUAACAGGCGUUUUCGUUUUUAAUUAUGUAUUUUUUACCGUUAACACAAGAUUAAUGUUCUGAUAUCAUUCUCAGCAUUAUGUUACUGAAGCAAUAAAUAAAUGCCUGAUAAAUUCUAAA